UACAUUUUAUUCGCUGAAAACCGAGUCCAUUUUAUUUGUUUUGAUUAUUUCAAAUAUACAAUAAGAAUCAAAACAAACGUGUAUACAUAAUAAUGGAAUAUAAAGUGUCAAACUUGUUAGUGAAUAUUGAUAAUAUUUGUCGUGUAUGUUUGACUGAAAAUGCUAAUUCACUGUCGAUAUUCUGUCAAAAUGAAACAGAUGAAAAAUAUCGCGAUCUUUUAAAUAAAAUUCAAGAGUCCGGUGGUAUUAAAAUCACCGAAGAUGAUGGUUUGCCGACACUUAUUUGCUCUAAAUGUAUUAAUAAUAUCAACAUUGCAUUUAAAAUUCGUCAGCAAUGUCAACGCAGUGAUACCCUGCUAAGAUUAUAUUAUAAAAAAUUAAAAGAGUCUAACCUCAAAACUAUACAUUAUCAAGAAACUCUCCAACCAGAGUUAAUUACGCCAGAUAUUUCACAAUCCAGCCAAGAUCUGUUUAACUACUUAGAAAUCCAGUGUAUGGACGUCGAAGAAGUUGUUGUUGGUCAAGAAGAGGUCCCAAGUGUUGAGAGUGCUGGAAUGAUUGACGACGAGCCACCGUCCUACAAGUUAAAAUUGCAAUUACUUGAGAUUGGCAGUACAACGAGCAGUUCACCGAUUGCAAACUCGCCAAGCUCGCGUACAAAAGCUCAGAAUAAAGUAUACCCCGAGCAUCUAGGAGCUUUUGAGACUUUAGCUUUUGAUCCGCUUCAGUUGCCGAGUGAUAAAAAAUAUACAUGUUCAAUCUGCGCUCAGGCGUUCGAGUCAUUAAAAAUAUUAAGACAGCACCGAAAAAUUCACAAAGAUGAAUUAUAUGUUUGUAAAAUCUGUCCUGUGCGUUGUUCUAAGGCUGAAGAGCUGGCAAUUCACUUGAAAUCGCAUCAACUGACCCAAGCAGCAGUCGCAACUAUUCAAGUAAACAAUCACGACAAUUCCAAAGACUGCAAUGACUCCGAUAUGGUCGACGAUCAGCAAAAAAUUGAUCGUAACAAUGAGCAGCUACUCCGUGGCAAGUCACCCGACCUUCAAGAUAAUAGUACUAAUCCUGUUAAAAAUUCUAUGAUCAAAAGAUUAUCAACUAAUAAUAUUAAUACUAAUAGUAGUAAUAGUAAUAUUAACGGCUCUAAUAGUCCUAUCGUUCAUAAAUGUGAGAUUUGUGGGCAAAUAUUUUCAAAAGAAAAAGGACUGAUGCGGCACCGCGCUUAUCACGAAUCACGAGUUAUUUGUGAUAUUUGUGGUAAAGUUUGCUCUAAUCAAAAUUGGCUCGAGUCUCAUAAAAAAUUAGCUCACAGUGGGAAUACUAAGUCUGAAAAAAAUACAUGUUCUUAUUGUAAAAAAACAUUUUAUUUUAGUGCUCAUUUGAUAUCGCACUUGAAAAGAGUACACCGAGCUUUUUAGAUAAAGAAUUUUUAGAUUUCAUACUUUUUUAUAUGCCCGUUAUUUUAAUUUUAUUUUUUUUUUCAAUGAAUGUAAUACUAACAUUAAUUGA
Molecule: messenger RNA, 1503 nt
Organism: Cotesia glomerata
Lineage: Eukaryota; Metazoa; Arthropoda; Insecta; Hymenoptera; Braconidae
Product: zinc finger protein 62 homolog
Exons: 2
Coding region: 93-1412 (439 amino acids)
Biological process (GO): regulation of transcription by RNA polymerase II
Cellular component (GO): nucleus
Molecular function (GO): DNA-binding transcription factor activity, RNA polymerase II-specific; RNA polymerase II transcription regulatory region sequence-specific DNA binding; zinc ion binding
Source: RefSeq, a predicted model, not a curated record